CGCUGGCAUUCUUGGAACAGGAGACUGUGGUUUCUCUCUUACUUCAUGCUGCCUUUGCCACCUUGUCAUGACUCCGUGGAAUCCAUGCAGGUGUUCAAACAGCACUGCCAAAUAGCAGAAGAAUACCAUGAGGUUAAGAAGGAAAUCGCGCUGCUGGAGGAAAGGAAAAAGGAGCUCAUCGCCAAGCUGGAUCAAGCGGAAAAGGAAAAAGUAGAUGCAGCUCAGCUGGCUCGGGAAUUCGAGGCCCUGACGGAAGAGAAUCAGACGCUGAAGUUGGCUCAGUCGCAAUGCGUGGAACAACUUGAGAAGCUUAGAAUACAGUACCAGAAGAGACAGGGCUCCUCCUAACUUUAACAAUUCGAUGUGAGCUUAAGAGUUUGGUGAAAGCGAUGGGCUUGCCAGAAGAGUUUUAUGUCCAAGGGAUAGUAAGAUCGAUUCUUUCUCUGCAUCACUCACUUGGUGAACCUUUCUCAUAAAUUCAAUGCUUACCAGAUCUAGUUUGAAGGAAAAGAUGUCUUAUUUUAAGUGAGGUAAAGUUUUACAACCAUUUAUGUUUUCCGACAUCACAAUUACUUACCAAUAAUUUUUUUAUGUUGAGGGGAUAAGAUCAUUUUGUAUAUCCGGGGAGAAAACCCUAAAGGUAAGUCUAUUGUCUGCUUCCACUAACGAUCAGGAGUUGGACAUCUUAAAGCCAAUAGGGUGCUCACAGCCAAGCCAUAUCUGCAUCGUUUUGACUCUCAUGUCUUUUCUAUUUCAACUGUCCCUAUAUCUGAACCAUCAGAAACUUCUCCUCAUGUAUUUAUGUUCACCAGAGUUAGAGUUAAUCCCUCAGUGAUUGAUUGUACUAAGAAUAAAUGGCCGCAUGUCAUAAAAGCUUUCUCAUGAAAAUAUUAGCUGAAAGCAUGUUUACGCCAAAUGCACACUGCCAGUGCUGACUAGUUGUUGUAAUGAAAAGCAAAGAAGACUGCAUUUCUUCAUGCCACCUUCCUGCCUUUGCUUGUGUGUGUUCUGGGGGCCUGGGAGAAAUGGGAAAGUAUUGCUUGGGAAUGACUUUGGUGAAUUCUCAUGAAGAGAUCCAGAAAGACCAUCAUGAUGAUGUUAUUUGAGGUUUGAUUUAAGGGGUUGUUUUGAUCAGUAAUAACCAGUUCCAGCUUAAAAUAACUUAAAAUAACUUUCUUUAUUCUGCCUAUCACCACAUUUUUCCCAAAUUGAUCUCUUUGUUUUAUGUCCAUUUCUAUUCAUGUAACUUCUUUUUCAUUAAACAUGGAUCAAAACUGUCA
Messenger RNA from Suncus etruscus (white-toothed pygmy shrew), 1280 nucleotides. RefSeq names its product MAP3K7 C-terminal like (gene MAP3K7CL). NCBI's taxonomy places the organism in Eukaryota, Metazoa, Chordata, Mammalia, Eulipotyphla, Soricidae. The transcript is spliced from 3 exons. Gene Ontology annotation, cellular component: cytosol; nucleus. Bases 46 to 348 code for a protein of 100 amino acids. The record is from RefSeq and is a predicted model, not a curated record.